CGAAUCCAAAGAGAUAAUCUAAGGUUCUGGUUGAGAGGGCGCGCGGCAGUGCGUCAAUUCCUCGGUAGGACUAUGACCAAACUCAACUUGUUGGCAGCGUGGCUCAGUAUAGGCGAAAGUAGGCUGUGCCACGAUGCUAGUAUUGCUAUUGAUCGGGGCGCCUUUUUUAGGGACCUCACCACUGCCUCGUCAUCGCCCACCACGACGAGGGGCACGUUCCCGCUAAUGUACCGAUACUUGUUCUGUGAGGCCGCAGGGUUGAGUGACUCGCAGAAAAUUGCAGCGGUCGUUAGCAGCCUUGAGACGUUUCUCUGGCGCUUGACCGGAGGAAAAUGUCAGGAAUAG
Fusarium graminearum PH-1 is the source of this 345-nucleotide messenger RNA. RefSeq lists its product as uncharacterized. Lineage: Eukaryota; Fungi; Ascomycota; Sordariomycetes; Hypocreales; Nectriaceae. The record is from RefSeq and is a predicted model, not a curated record. Bases 226 to 345 code for a protein of 39 amino acids. The transcript has a single exon.